AUGGCGUGGGCCGAGCCAGCGUUAAGUCCAAACUCUAAGUCAACCCCACAACAGAGGAACCAGAGAUUAUACAUCACAGCAAGGACUUUUACAUCAACUGUCCCUCGAGUUCAUCUUCAAGUUUUGCUCCUAUUAGUCCUCUUCUUCUCCUCCCUGCAAACAGUCCUGAGCAUUCCACCCCAGCCUGCCCGUGCCCCUCUUCUGUCUGGCCAACCUUUCAUCAUCUUCUGGGGGAUUUCUGAUUCUUCCUGCUCCAGUCGGCCGGACCUUGGGUCCUUUGGAAUGGAAAGGGAAGGCCGUGUAACAGUUUUUUAUGAGGACACGUUGGGAAAUUAUCCUUACUUUGUAGACCGAGAUACACCAGUGAACAGCGGUUUACCGCAGUACACACGUCUGCAUGACCACCUCCAGAAGACAGGGGAGGACUUGGUGGCAGCGCUACCUACCCCAAGGUACCUGGGGCUGGGUGUGCUGCGCUGGGCAGAGUGGGUCCCCCAGUGGGCAAGGAACAGAGAGACGCAAAAGGUGUACUUGGAUGCGUCCAGAGCCCUGCUGAAAGCUUUCUUUCCAAAUUGGACGCCCGAGGAGGUUGAGAAGUGGUCACAGGUCGACUUCGAGGCGGCAGCCCAGUCCAUACUGAUUGAGACUCUCCUGGAGGUGCAGAGACUACGCCCCAAAGCAUUAUGGGGUGUUUCUCCUUAUCCAAGCUGCUACGAAGCCGACCCUUCCCAAACCCCAUUAGCCAAUUACACAGGCAGGUGUCCUGCUGCAGAGAUGGCGCUCAACAAUGAACUACAGUGGCUGUGGAAACGAUGCUCUGCCCUCUACCCGCUCCUAACCUUGGAAAAGCUACAAGGCGGGACUACAGGCUCCAGGCUCUAUUUGUCCAACCAAAUCAGAGAAGCACUGAGAGUGGCUUCUCUGGCUGGGACAGUGUAUGAUCUACCUGUUUUCCCAUUGGUCAAGAGCGUCUAUGUCGCUACUAAUACUUUUCUGUCACAGGCAGACCUUGUCAACACUGUUGGAGAGAGUGCUGCCAUGGGGGCUGCAGGAGUUGUUAUCUGGGAGAAAGAUGAGACAAAAACCGAGAGAGAGUGUUCAGACCUGGCCGAGUUUGUACGUCAGGUCCUCGGGCCGUACUCCAUCAACGUUACAACGGCAUCUCGACUCUGCUCAUCCUCUCUGUGUCAGGGAAGGGGUCGAUGCAUCCGUCAGAACCCUGAAAGUGCUGCCUACCUUCACCUCCCACCCCCAUCCAACGUAGUGGAGAAGGUGACAGAGAAGGCAGAGUUGGCAAAAACUACAGUCCUACCAGAAACAGCUGUUAAACCUAAUGUGCCAGAUCCAGCUGAGAUAUGGAAGAAAGACUUUCAGUGCCAGUGGUUCGAGACUCCAGAUGGGGCCAUCUCUGACCAGCAGUCCCCAAAGGAUGGAGCUCCUGUUGGGGGACUAGGAAUAUUAGAGGCUGAGGAUCUAACUGGGCCUACUGGAUCAUCUACGACUCCUUUGCCUGGAAACUUAGAGGAAUCCAAGCAUAGCAACUGGGGAAAAAUGUCUCCCUACCAGAGGUGA
Lampris incognitus (smalleye Pacific opah) is the source of this 1572-nucleotide messenger RNA. Its product is annotated as Glyco_hydro_56 domain-containing protein. The record is from RefSeq and is a predicted model, not a curated record. NCBI's taxonomy places the organism in Eukaryota, Metazoa, Chordata, Actinopteri, Lampriformes, Lampridae. The coding region runs from base 1 to 1572 and encodes 523 amino acids. Gene Ontology annotation, biological process: carbohydrate metabolic process; hyaluronan catabolic process. The transcript is spliced from 7 exons. Gene Ontology annotation, molecular function: hyalurononglucosaminidase activity.